UUGAAAAUUGUUCAGGGCCAACUUGACCCUCUGCCCUAUCAUUAAUAGGUUUUAUGGGGAUAAAGGGCUUGGCCCAAAACUAAGGGGCAUCUAAAUGGGCUGAAUGGUUGUUGCUACUAUGAUACGCUUUCAACUUGAAAGGGCGAUAGCUUCCGGACUUGAUUUUCUUCUCUGCAUCUUCUUCUUCUCGCAGUUGUCAAAAUCGGUGCUUUUGUUAACUGAGAGCUCAGUGUCCUCCAAAAUGCUAGCUCGUCUCGCUGCCACUCGUCUCCGUGAGAUCCGUCAAGUUUUCGGUCAAUCCUCUCAGAUAUCUCGAUCUUUCUCCACUGCCCUAAACUACCAUAUUGAUUCCCCGGAUAACAAUCCAAACAUUCCAUGGGAGUUCUCUGAGAAAAACAAGGAGAAGGUUAAAGAGAUAAUAUCUCACUAUCCAUCCAACUAUAAGCAAUCAGCAGUUAUUCCUCUGUUAGAUCUUGCUCAGCAGCAGCAUGGAGGAUGGCUUCCUGUCUCUGCAAUGGAUGCUGUAGCUAAGGUUAUUGAAGUUGCUCCUAUUCGCGUGUAUGAAGUUGCAACGUUUUAUUCUAUGUUCAAUCGGUCACCGGUGGGAAAAUACCACCUAUUGGUUUGUGGCACAACACCUUGUAUGAUACGUGGUUCACGAGAAAUUGAAGAUGCAUUACUGAAACACUUGGGAGUGAAGCGCAAUGAAGUAACAAAGGAUGGUCUUUUCUCUGUUGGAGAAAUGGAAUGUAUGGGAUGUUGUGUAAAUGCUCCCAUGAUUACUGUUGCUGAUUAUUCCAAUGGAUCCGAAGGAUACACUUACAAUUACUAUGAAGAUGUUACUCCAAAAAGAGUUGUUGAGAUAGUUGACAUGUUAAGAAGGGGGGAGAAGCCACCGCAUGGCACACAAAAUCCAAAACGCAUCAAGUCUGGGCCAGAAGGAGGCAAUACUACUCUAAAUGGCGAACCAAAACCUCCUCCAUGCCGGGAUCUUGAUGCCUGCUAAAGUCAUGGUAAAUGUUGUCUCCAAUAAAGCAAAGCUUGGAUGUCUUCAGACUUCGCCGUGUCAUCCAUGUUGUUUAUCUUAAGCUUUUCCAUUAUUUGUAUUUGCCUGCCAGCAACGGUUCUGGCAGAUGUACAACUUCAUAAUCAAGUUAUGAAAUGGCUUACCAGUUCCUUGA
Messenger RNA from Ricinus communis (castor bean), 1181 nucleotides. Its product is annotated as NADH dehydrogenase [ubiquinone] flavoprotein 2, mitochondrial. The transcript has 10 exons. Gene Ontology annotation, molecular function: NADH dehydrogenase activity. The record is from RefSeq and is a predicted model, not a curated record. The coding region runs from base 104 to 1006 and encodes 300 amino acids. Gene Ontology annotation, biological process: mitochondrial electron transport, NADH to ubiquinone. Lineage: Eukaryota; Viridiplantae; Streptophyta; Magnoliopsida; Malpighiales; Euphorbiaceae.